AUGUUAAUAUACGAAUACAGGGUUAUAUUGCCUUUAACUGUGGAAGAGUAUCAAGUGGCACAGUUGUAUGCAGUUGCAAAAGCGUCUAAAGAGCAAACUGGUGGUGGAGACGGUGUAGAAGCUCACAACCUUCCCCGUGAAUUGUUGGAUAAAAGGAAAGUAGUUUAUGUGGACAUUUCUGAGUCUACAGCUGCUGGUGACACAAAACCUUCCGAAGACCCCACAGAAUAUGUUUCUGUGAAAACGAAUCGUGGACCCUUGCAAAAAGGACGCUGGUGGGAGAAAGAGCACAAUUGUCCCGUAAUGUGUGCUUAUAAAUUAGUUACCUGUGAAUUUAAAGUCUGGGGAUUCCAGGGUCACGUUGAGGAUUUGAUUCAAAGUGUAAGUUCCAGAAGUGUUUUUAAUUAUUUCUGUAUCUUCCGGUUUACUUACGAAUUUUAUGUACGUUUUAUAACCGUGGCACAUUUCUUGCCUUGA
Messenger RNA from Rodentolepis nana, 477 nucleotides. NCBI's taxonomy places the organism in Eukaryota, Metazoa, Platyhelminthes, Cestoda, Cyclophyllidea, Hymenolepididae. The record is from the annotation of a GenBank genome assembly.